This is a messenger RNA of Gastrolobium bilobum, 2691 nucleotides long. Its product is annotated as alpha-L-fucosidase 2. The record is from RefSeq and is a predicted model, not a curated record. Gene Ontology annotation, molecular function: alpha-L-fucosidase activity. The transcript has 10 exons. The coding region runs from base 43 to 2559 and encodes 838 amino acids. NCBI's taxonomy places the organism in Eukaryota, Viridiplantae, Streptophyta, Magnoliopsida, Fabales, Fabaceae. Gene Ontology annotation, biological process: carbohydrate metabolic process.
GCUCCACCCACUCCUUCAUUCAUUUCUCUAGUCUCUUGUGCAAUGGAAGAUGCAGAAUGGGUUCUGGUGCGCAGCGCCCCACAGAAGGACUGGUGGAACCCAAGUUUAACGAAUGCAGAAGAAGAGGCUCCCAGGCCCUUGAAGGUUACUUUUUCUGGGCCUGCAACCCACUGGACCGAUGCCAUCCCCAUCGGUAAUGGCCGUCUCGGUGCCAUGGUUUGGGGUGGCGUACCAUCCGAAGUUCUCCAGCUCAACGAGGACACACUUUGGACCGGGACGCCUGUCAAUUACACCAACAAAAAUGCUCCAGAGGCGCUUGCUCAAGUCAGAAAACUUGUUGAUGAUAGAAAGUACUCUGAAGCUACGGCAGCAGCUGUCAAGUUGUCUGGUGAUCCUUCUGAUGUAUACCAACUUCUUGGUGAUAUCCAGUUAGAGUUUGAUGAUUCUCAUCUUAAAUAUUCAAAAGAGUCUUAUCACAGGGAGCUGGAUUUGGAUAGCGCAACAGUAAAAAUAAAAUACUCUGUGGGUGAUGUAGAAUUUACCAGGGAACAUUUUGCUUCUAAUCAGGACCAAGUGAUGGUGUCAAGAUUUUCUGCUAGCAAGUCAGGGUCAUUAUCAUUUACAGUGUCUUUGGAUAGCAAAUUACAUCAUGAUUCACGUGUUAGUGGCCAAAAUCAGAUAAUCAUGGGAGGAAGCUGCCCUGGCAUGAGGAUCCGGCCAAAAGUGAAUUCAGAUGAAGAUCCAAAGGGGAUACAGUUUUCUGCAAUUCUUGAUAUACAGAUUAGUAAUGACAAAGGGGUUUUACGUGUUUUGGAUGAUAAGAAACUAAGAGUUGAAGGUUCAGAUUGGGCUAUUUUACUUCUGACAGCUUCUUCUUCUUUUGAUGGGCCAUUUACUAAGCCUGAAGACUCUAAGAAGGAUCCUGCUUCUGAGUCCCUCAGUAAAAUGAAGUCUGUGAAAAAUUUUUCGUACGCUGAUCUUUAUGCACGUCACUUGAAUGACUAUCAGAAUAUAUUUCAUCGUGUCUCAUUGCAACUCUCUAAAAGCUCCAAGACUGUGUUAGGAAAAUCUGUUCUGGACGAAAGGAAAUUGGUUUCCUCUCAAAUGGGAGGUGAUGAUACUGUUCCAACUUCAGCGAGAGUCAAAUCUUUUCAAACUGACGAAGAUCCUUCCUUUGUGGAGCUUUUGUUUCAAUAUGGUCGAUAUCUACUAAUUUCUUCUUCACGUCCUGGAACUCAGGUGGCAAACCUACAGGGUAUAUGGAACAACAAAAUUGAGCCUGCAUGGGACGGUGCUCCUCAUUUGAACAUUAAUCUUCAAAUGAAUUAUUGGCCGUCCCUUUCUUGCAACCUACAUGAGUGUCAAGAGCCGUUAUUUGAUUACAUUUCCUCUUUGUCAGUGAAUGGUAGCAAGACUGCAAAGGUGAACUAUGAAGCAAAUGGUUGGGUUGCGCAUCAAGUUUCUGAUAUAUGGGCGAAAACAUCCCCAGAUCGAGGUGAGGCUGUUUGGGCUUUCUGGCCAAUGGGUGGAGCUUGGCUUUGUACCCAUCUAUGGGAGCAUUAUACUUAUACAAUGGACAAAGAUUUUCUUAAAAAUAAAGCAUAUCCUUUGUUGGAAGGAUGUACAUCAUUUUUGUUGGAUUGGUUGAUUGAAGGCGGUGGUGGAUUAUUGGAAACUAACCCAUCAACUUCACCAGAGCACAUGUUCAUUGCACCAGAUCAAAAGCCUGCUAGUGUGAGCUACUCAUCAACCAUGGACAUUUCAAUCAUAAAAGAAGUUUUCUCUACAAUCAUCUCUGCUGCCGAGGUUUUGGGAAAACACGAUGAUGCUAUUAUAAAAAGAGUCACUGAGUCUCAGUCUAAGCUUCCUCCGACAAAAAUUGCUAGGGAUGGUUCCAUUAUGGAAUGGGCAGAAGAUUUUCAGGACCCGGAUGUACAUCAUCGACAUGUUUCACAUCUGUUUGGCCUGUUUCCAGGGCACACUAUAAGUCUCGAGAAAACCCCAGACCUCUGUAAAGCUGUGGACUAUAGUCUAACUAAAAGAGGAGACGAAGGUCCAGGGUGGUCAACAACUUGGAAAGCUUCACUGUGGGCACAUCUUCACAACAGUGAGCAUGCAUAUCGCAUGAUAAAACACUUGAUUGACUUAGUAGACCCUGAUCAUGAGAGUGAUUUCGAAGGAGGACUUUACAGUAACCUAUUCACAGCACACCCCCCUUUCCAGAUUGAUGCAAACUUUGGUUUUUCAACAGCAGUGGCAGAAAUGCUUGUUCAAAGCACAAUGAAGGACCUCUACUUGCUUCCUGCAUUGCCUCGGGAUAAAUGGGCAAAUGGUUGUGUAAAAGGAUUGAAAGCACGUGGCGGGGUGACAGUCAACAUCUGCUGGAAAGAAGGAGAUCUCCGUGAAGUAGGGCUUUGGUCAGAAAACCAGAAUUCCCAAGUGAGACUACAUUAUAGAGAAACCAUGGUCCUAGCAAAUUUAUCACCCGGCAGAGUUUACUCAUACAAUAAUCGGUUGAAGUGUGUGAAGACAUACUCCUUUAGCCAAGUGAAUCCUUGAAUUUUUUUUCCAACCUUUCCAAUAAGUCUCUUAUUAAGGAACAUGCAUUGCUUUAUGAAAUUUGUCAUUGGAUUCAAUGUUGGAUGUAGUUUGCUAUAUGUUGGGACCUCACGGCAACUGCACCGAUCGUGU